AUGCCUAGCUCGGCUCAAAAUCUACCCCGCGUGCGGGCAUGUCUCUUCGACAUGGAUGGCCUGCUCAUCGACUCCGAGGACAAAUACACGGAUAUCACCAAUGCCAUUCUUCAGGAAUAUGGAAAGCCUUUGCUGCCGUGGUCUAUCAAGGCUCAAUUGCAGGGUCGUCCUCAACCAGAUGCCAGCCGUAUCUUCCACCAAUGGGCCCAGCUCCCCAUCUCUCCCGAAGAAUACGCCGCGAAGCAAUCCGCCCUUCAGGAGAAAUUCUUCCCUCAAUCCCAGCCCCUUCCGGGCGUCAGGGAGCUCCUCGCCAAGCUUGUUUCCACUCAAACCACUGACCAGCCCGUGCACCUUGCCCUGGCCACCUCUUCCCACAGCCGCAACUUCAAGCUGAAGGCCAGCCAUCUGGGCGAGUUGUUUUCCGCAUUCCCCAAAUCCCAACAGGUCCUGGGCGACGAUCCCCGCAUCGGCAAGGGACGGGGUAAGCCGCUUCCCGAUAUCUAUCUGCUCGCGCUAGAAACCAUCAACUCGAGCCUGCGCGAAAAGGGAGAGACCGAGAUCAAGCCUGAGGAGUGUUUGGUCUUUGAGGACGCGGUGCCUGGCGUUGAGGCCGGUCGGAGGGCCGGUAUGCGGGUUGUCUGGGUCCCGCAUCCCGGAUUGUUGGAGUCGUAUAAGGGGCGUGAGGAAGAGGUGCUGGCUGGGCUUACUGGGGAACAUAAGGAAGAAGAGAAGACCGAGCCGGAGCGUGAGGCCGAUGAACUAGUCGCCGGUCGGUUGAAGAGUGCCGGUAAGCCCGGUGAGAUUGGUGAUGGGUGGGGAGAGUUGUUGCCUUCUUUGGAGAAUUUCCCAUAUGAACGUUAUGGAAUUAAACCUGCGUGA
Aspergillus luchuensis is the source of this 879-nucleotide messenger RNA. RefSeq names its product haloacid dehalogenase superfamily protein. The coding region runs from base 1 to 879 and encodes 292 amino acids. The record is from RefSeq and is a predicted model, not a curated record. The transcript is spliced from 3 exons. Gene Ontology annotation, molecular function: phosphatase activity. NCBI's taxonomy places the organism in Eukaryota, Fungi, Ascomycota, Eurotiomycetes, Eurotiales, Aspergillaceae.